UGCCGUGAUACGCUUGUCGGCUGCUCUGGUCCAACGCGAUUUCGAUGCGAUGUGGAUAUGUACCGAAAUCAUGCCACUCUCCCCAUUUUAUUCACGUUAAACGCAUAUAAUUUCUGGGUAUCGGAAAGAUAUCGGUCCCUGCAAAUAGUUUUAUCUAGAUAUGGCAGAUUCGAGUACGUCUGCGUUGGUCUUGGAACGUGAUGGUGAUCAUGUAUGUGAUGCUGUCACAUUCCCAAAGCUAUCGUUGUUGCCAACCACACCGAGGAUGUUUUGCCCAGCAGUGCUGUCAUCGUGGAAGAAAUACACCCAUGGUAGCGAUACUUGCAAGCAAGCAGGUCUCCCUUGAGUUCUUCAGGGUAUUGUACGGACCACCAGUAUUCACAGCGAACAAACCAAGGAGGGAUUUAUUACCCUUGCACGUCAAUCAUUUCCCCUUUUUCUGCGGGAGGAUGCUGUUCUCCAUGGCGGAAAGCUGGCCGGAAUCAACUACGACUACGGCGUACAUUCUUCCAUUCAUUUAUUAUGUGCUUCUGAUGGUUUAUUUCACCUGUAUGGAGUACUUCUGGGAUUCUCCUCUCUUUCUACUGCUUGUGUCCUUGGAAUGAGGCCCUUUCAGCGACCGGCGGCCCUCGCGGUUCCGAGCCCGAAGUUAGCUGCGACAGAGGUGUAUCGCGCUACAUUCAAUAGGCCUUGUUCCCGUCCAUCGGAAUCAUUC
Molecule: messenger RNA, 715 nt
Organism: Guyanagaster necrorhizus
Lineage: Eukaryota; Fungi; Basidiomycota; Agaricomycetes; Agaricales; Physalacriaceae
Exons: 4
Coding region: 201-605 (134 amino acids)
Source: RefSeq, a predicted model, not a curated record